AUGUCACACGACUCCGUCUGGCGUUCCCGCCCACAUACCUACGGCAAAGCCUCCAUCGGCUGCCGCGUUACUGGGGAUAAAAAGAAGAGUGGUAUUAUUCGAAAAUACGGAUUGAAUAUGUCGCGUCAGGCAUUUCGGGAGAAGGCUGAGGAUAUUGGGUUCAAGAAGUUCCGUUGA
Messenger RNA from Ramularia collo-cygni, 177 nucleotides. RefSeq names its product probable ribosomal protein S29.e.A, cytosolic. Lineage: Eukaryota; Fungi; Ascomycota; Dothideomycetes; Mycosphaerellales; Mycosphaerellaceae. The record is from RefSeq and is a predicted model, not a curated record. The transcript is spliced from 3 exons. Gene Ontology annotation, cellular component: cytosolic small ribosomal subunit; ribosome. Gene Ontology annotation, molecular function: structural constituent of ribosome; zinc ion binding. The coding region runs from base 1 to 177 and encodes 58 amino acids. Gene Ontology annotation, biological process: translation.